AUGGCAGACCAAGACCAACCCGCCUUCGUCGACAUCCGGCCGCUGCUCCAGCGCUUAUGGCCUGACCCAGCCAAGGAGAACGUAACGGCCAAGGAAAUCGCCGACGCCCUCUCCCUCAUCUUCGUCAACAAGAUCAGCCCAGUGCAGACCGGGUCGCUACUAACGGCUCUGCACUUCACCGGCUGGGACCGACGCGCCGACGUCCUCGCCGAGGCCUCCGCCGCCAUGCGCUCCCACGCGGCAAGCAUCGACUUCGCUGCUUUCGAGUCCGUUAUUGCGAAGCGCCGGAGGCCAGAGGGCAAGUAUAACGGUGGACUGUGCGACAUCGUCGGCACAGGCGGCGACUCCCACAACACCUUCAACAUAUCCACCACCUCCUCCAUCCUCGCCUCCUCGCUCCUCCUGCUCGCCAAGCACGGCAACCGCGCCUCGACCUCCAAAUCCGGGUCCGCCGACCUGCUCAUGAACAUGCAGCCCAAACCCGCACAGCUGAACCGCAUCACCCCCUCCACCAUCUCCACCGUCUACGGCGCGUCCAACUACGCCUUCCUCUUCGCCCCCGUCUUCCACCCGGGCAUGCGGCACGUCGCCCCCGUGCGCAAGGAGCUCGGCUGGCGCACCAUCUUCAACCUCCUCGGGCCCCUGAGCAACCCCCUCGGCUCCGCCAUCGAGGCGCGCAUGCUCGGCGUCGCGCGCACGGACCUAGGCCCCGUAUUCGCCGAGGCUUUGCGUCUCGCCGGCGCCAAAAAGGGUCUCGUCGUAUGCGGCAACGAGCAACUCGACGAGGUAUCCUGCGCAGGGCCGACGCAGUGCUGGCAGCUCGUCGAGCACGCUAACGGCAACAGCGUCGACGUCGAGCACUUCACCCUCGAGCCCGCGGACUUCGGGCUCAGCGCCCAUCCCCUCGACACCGUGUCCCCGGGGCGCGAGCCGCAAGAGAACGCCGAGAUCCUGCGGAAGCUGCUGCAGAACGAGCUUGCCCGAGACGACCCCAUCCUCGAGUUCGUGCUCAUGAACACGGCCGCUUUUUUGGUUGCCGCCGGCGUGUGCGAGGCCGACGAGAGCAGCAUGGGGCCCGGCGACGACGGGAACGUCGUCCGCGAGCGCGGGCCGGGAGGCGGGCGCUGGAAGGAGGGGGUUAGGAGGGCGCGGUGGACGGUCGAGAGCGGCGAGGCUUGGAGGCAGUGGAGUGCUUUUGCUGAGGUUACUAAUAGCUUGCCUGCUUGA
Annulohypoxylon truncatum is the source of this 1227-nucleotide messenger RNA. RefSeq names its product anthranilate phosphoribosyltransferase. Gene Ontology annotation, cellular component: cytosol. Gene Ontology annotation, biological process: L-tryptophan biosynthetic process. The transcript is spliced from 2 exons. The record is from RefSeq and is a predicted model, not a curated record. Gene Ontology annotation, molecular function: anthranilate phosphoribosyltransferase activity. The coding region runs from base 1 to 1227 and encodes 408 amino acids. Lineage: Eukaryota; Fungi; Ascomycota; Sordariomycetes; Xylariales; Hypoxylaceae.